AGGAGGGCUUUGGAUCUUAUCUCUUUUAACAACUCUAAAAGUACCCGAUGACAUUAGGCCAUUAGCUACAGAGAGCAUCCACACAUAUCUACUUCCUCAUGGAAGCGUCCUCUACAACGCCCACACCACCGCCCUUUCAGUUUCAGCCCGAUACUGAGAAAAUAAAGCAAUACCUUCUCAAGAGGGGUGUCUACCCGAUCCCCAAAUUCGUUCGCAAUAUCUCCAAGAAACAAAUCCAAAAGUAUAAUCGCACGCUUAGAAAACGACCCUCCCAAACGCAGUCUUCAAUCCUCACCCAGUCCCAGAAACAAGCCCUCCCUGAUGAGACCCAUUUCAGAAAUCUGAAGCGUGAGUAUAGGCGCUUCACUAGAACAAUAAGUCCGGAGGGCGGGAGCACUUACCUUGUUGGAAGCCCUUGGGUGAGGAUUGAGAGAUUGAGGUCUAGAGAGAUUGCGAGCGAGACCAUGGAGUUCAAUGGGGAGAAGCUGAAGAAGGAGAAUCUCAAGGAGUUGAGGGAGAUGUUCGAAGAAGAUUUAAGAUGGGUUUUGGAUGAUGAUAUGGAGAUGUUGGAGGGUAUUGAUUGCUAUUACAGUAAUGAGACGUGGGACUCGGUGAGACUGGGGCGGCGGCAACGUAGUGAGGCAGAGAGGAUUCGAUUUCUUGUUGACAGGUUGAGCCAGCUGAAGGUGACUGCGAGGGACUGGAAGUUGGUGAGGAUGAUGAAGCAGUCCGAGUUGAGGUUCAGUGAGGACCAGUUGCUUAAGAUUUUGGAGGGACUUGGGGAGAAGAAUAAGUGGCAACAAGCUUUAGCCGUUGUGGAAAGGGUUUAUGAGAAGAAAAGGGAAUAUAGAAGCAGGUUUGUUUACACAAAACUAUUGGCGGUUCUUGGUAAGGCAAGGAGGCCCCAUGAAGCCCUCAGCAUCUUUAACCUGAUGCGUGGAGACUGCAACAUUUAUCCUGAUAUGGCUGCAUAUCACAGCAUUGCUGUCACGCUUGGUCAGGCUGGUCUUCUGAAAGAACUGGUUGAUGCAAUUGAAACCAUGAAGCAGAGACCUAAAAGAAUAAGAAAUAUGUGUCUCAGAAACUGGGAUCCAGUCCUGGAACCAGAUGUAGUAGUCUUUAAUGCAGUAUUGAAUGCUUGUGUUUCAUCCCAUCAGUGGAAGGGGGUAUCUUGGGUUUUUCAGCAGUUGAGAAAGAGUGGUCUGAAACCUGAUGGAGCAACAUACGGACUAGCAAUGGAGGUGAUGCUGCAAUCUGGAAAGUAUGACCUUGUCCAUGAGUACUUCAGGAAAAUGACGAAAAAAGGAGAAGCUCCAAAAGCCGUUACUUACAAAGUUCUUGUCAGAGCUUUUUGGGAGGAAGGCAAAGUCAAUGAAGCCGUGGAAGCAGUGAGAGAGAUGGAAGAAAGAGGGGUGGUUGGAACUGCAGGUGUAUAUUAUGAGCUAGCUUGCUGCCUUUGCUACAGUGGAAGGUGGCAAGUUGCUAUAAAAGAGGUUGAGAAGAUUAAAAAACUUCCUCAUAGUAGACCUUUGGUGGUUGCCUACACUGGCAUGAUACACUCUUCGAUGGAUGGAGGAUAUGUUGAUCAUUGCAUUUCUAUUUUUGAGCACAUGAAAGACCAUUGUGCCCCUAACAUUGGUACCAUAAAUGCGAUGCUGAAAGUAUAUGGACGGAAUGAUAUGUUUUCCGAAGCUAAGGCGUUGUUUGAGGAAAUCAAGUGUGCCAGUGAUGGCGCUAAUACCUUAAUACCUGAUGAUUGCACAUACACACAAAUGCUUGAGGCAUCAGCUAGUGCGGCUCAAUGGGAAUACUUUGACUAUGUGUACAGGGAGAUGGCUCUCUCUGGAUAUCAGUUGGGUCAGAGUAAAUAUGCAAGACUACUUGUGGAAGCAACUAGAGCCGGCAAGUGGCAUCUUCUGGAGCACGCAUUUGAUACAAUUCUGGAAGAUGGUGAAAUUCCCAAUCAAUUGCUCUUUACCAAAAUGGUAAUUCAAGCUGUAGCUCAACAUAACUAUGAGAAAGCCAUCUCCUUGGUUGGCGCUAUGGCGCAUGCCCCAUAUCAACUCAGUGAAAUGCAGUGGACAGACAUUCUUGAGGGGAGCAGAAACAUAAUUGGUCCAGAUGGCUUUGUGAAAUUGUUGGAUGCUCUUUUAGAUUGCGAUGCACAGUCAGAAAUGACUGUCGUAAAUUUGUUGAGAUCAUUACAAAAGCUUUGUGCAUCUGACACACCAAUGGACUUGUCGAGUUCCCCUGCCUAUGAUGCUGAAGACGGUGAUGAAUCAUCCUUGGACUUCAAAAAUGGUUGUAUCAAUGAUGAUGAUGAUCGAAGAGUAUAUGUGCCGAAUGCUUCUCUAAAUGUGAUGGGCGGAAAGCAUGAUUGUGGCAGAGAAGGAAGAACUACCCAAUGCACGAACGCAAAAGCUUGUGUUGAUGAUGUUGCAUCCAGUGAAUCCCAUAAAGGUUCAGAUGGGGAGCCAUCUGUGUCCAUCGCAAAUGGGUACGUGGAAAAUGAUGAUGAGAUAGAAAUCGAUUCACAUAUAACCCAGUUUGAUGAUUCUCAAAUAUUCAGCUUGCCUUCAGCAAACCAGAUACUGGAUGCUUGGAAGGAAAGCCGGAAACAGGAUGGACUCUUUCCCUUUCGACUUGGCCAAAAGUGACUGCUACUAAUUGCUAGCUAAGACCACCUGUCUGUAGCAUAAUCGGAUUACCUUCUAUUUAUUGAUUGGGCACUAUCAGUCAUAAGUUCGUUUGGUGGGCCAUUAUUUGAAUCAACAUUUCCUCAUUUGAAUCUUUGCUUUGGUAGGAAGGCAGUAUUUUGAUUAUAUAUUGAUUAUAUUAUCUAAAAUUGGAAGAUUUCAGGCCUUCCUGUGGCGACUUCUGCACAAUUUUCCUACUCGCGACUGUAUCCUUCAUUUGGGAUGAAGGAGGGUCGUUGGAUUUGUUGGUAGAUUAUCAUCGUGCGGUUGUUUUAGGCGCUGCCGUUAUGUUGUCGUUAGCGUUGUGUAUACUCCUUUGCUGUUUGCUGUGUUAACGUCGUUUUCCAUUCGUCUUCCUGCAAAGACAAUUCAACCAGUUGUUGCUUUACCCUCUUCAAGAUUUUUCUAGAACCUGAGCUGGCAACUAUAGUUCAUGCACCUGCUGGCUGCUGAUGCCAGGGUGCUCACCUCAUCAGUUUCGUGGUCUUCCUUCAUAAGCUUACUCACAUCCACAAUUUCGUUGUCUUUGUCCUUAUCAUCAGGUUUGUGGUGAACUUCCUAAUUUGAUUCUCUGUAUGUUAUGGGUGAUUGGCGGAUUUGGCUGUUGUUUUCUCUUAUUGAUUACGGUCAUUCAUAUACACUUGAACUUCUGAAUUGUUCAUGGUUGUUGUUCUCUGCUUCUGUGAUUGUUUCGCAUCUUUUUGGGUGUUUCGCAUCUUAUGAGUAAGUUUUAGAGAGAUGGCAUAUAUGGUGGAUAUAGUUUAAAUUUCUUUUUUCUCACUGACAAUAUGAUCCUCAUGCUGAAUAUUGUAUCUUUGAAUUCCCUUUAUUAAUGUUCGUAUUUUGUUCUUCAGGCAUAUGUAUAACAACUACAGAGCAGUCGACUGAAACUGGCCCAAUGAGUGGAAAUGGUAAGAACUUUUUUCCUCUCUUUUAUGCAACCCUCUCUCUCGGCCUCCUCUUCAUACAGUUGUUUUGUUAAAAAAUCAUUGAAGUAUAUUCUGAUGAAUUUAUGUUAAUGCUGUUGAAAGUUGAAAUAGGUCCUGAAAACCAAUGGUAUCAAUAAUUUUUGUUCUGUUGCA
Molecule: messenger RNA, 3778 nt
Organism: Tripterygium wilfordii
Lineage: Eukaryota; Viridiplantae; Streptophyta; Magnoliopsida; Celastrales; Celastraceae
Product: pentatricopeptide repeat-containing protein At5g67570, chloroplastic
Exons: 9
Coding region: 99-2657 (852 amino acids)
Biological process (GO): chloroplast organization
Cellular component (GO): chloroplast
Molecular function (GO): protein binding
Source: RefSeq, a predicted model, not a curated record